This is a messenger RNA of Malassezia globosa CBS 7966, 1023 nucleotides long. RefSeq lists its product as uncharacterized. Gene Ontology annotation, cellular component: nucleus. NCBI's taxonomy places the organism in Eukaryota, Fungi, Basidiomycota, Malasseziomycetes, Malasseziales, Malasseziaceae. The transcript has a single exon. Bases 1 to 1023 code for a protein of 340 amino acids. Gene Ontology annotation, biological process: DNA repair. The record is from RefSeq and is a predicted model, not a curated record.
AUGGCGCCAGAUGCGAACGACGCAUGGAUCGACGCAUUCUUAGAUUCGAGCACAGAAGUAGAAGAAACAAGGGCUGCAGUCUCAUCUUCUGCACGCGCAGCGGCGCGGUCCCUUGGCGAACCAGGUGUACGACGGAGGGCCCAGGACCUUGUACGACUGGCGGUAUUCACCGAGUAUGAUCGCAUGCCAAUAAAACGCGACAUUAUUAUCAAGAAUGUGAUUGGAAAGGAAGCCAGCCGAGCAUUUCCCGUCAUCCUCGCAUGUGCCCAACAAAUACUACGCCUCACGUUUGGCUUUGAGCUCGUUGAAAUGCGUGCCAAGGGUACAGAGAAUCCUCUGUUGGCAGAACAGACUUCCCUCCUCGACGAGCGCGCAGGAUCGAAGCGGCGUCGCACUGACAAUGAUAACACGCAAUCGCGAAAGACGAGCGCAGCUUCGCAUGGAUAUGUCCUGCGCUCAACCUUGCCGGCGGAAGUCAUCCAGUUCAUGACGACGAGUGGCCCACCGGUGCCGCCAAGUGAUCAGUCCUCCAGGGAUGCUCCUCAUGCUCGCAAUGACUUGCCCAUGCUGGACUGGCAAGCCUCUGAGGGCGAAUUAGGUAUAACAGGACUACUCUUUGUUGUGCUGGGCCUGAUCCUGGUGUCUGGACGCCAGGCAUCUGAUACACGCAUACGCUCCUGUCUGGCCCAGCUGUCUUUAUCUAUUGAUCGUCCACUGCCUAAAGCGCUGCAUCCUUUGGGUUCUGGUACUCACGAGCAGGGUAGUCAUACGCUGGACACAUUCCUGCAGCAAGCUCAGCGGCGGGGGUAUUUGGAGCGCGUGCGUGUUGCUAGUGCUGCCGAAACGUCAUCCCAGGCAUGCGAUUGGGAGUGGCGCUGGGGUGCACGCGCUGAGAUCGAGAUCGGCGAGCAUGCAGUUGCUGCUUUUAUGGUCGAUGUGUACCACCAAGACGCGAAGCCCGAGUCGUCAGAUUCACUGACAAAGCGGAUUGAGCGGGCGGCAGGCACGCCGCUCGUUGGAUGA